Messenger RNA from Dreissena polymorpha, 4002 nucleotides. RefSeq names its product extracellular serine/threonine protein CG31145-like. Gene Ontology annotation, molecular function: phosphotransferase activity, alcohol group as acceptor. The transcript has 10 exons. The coding region runs from base 325 to 2001 and encodes 558 amino acids. Gene Ontology annotation, cellular component: Golgi apparatus. Lineage: Eukaryota; Metazoa; Mollusca; Bivalvia; Myida; Dreissenidae. Gene Ontology annotation, biological process: protein phosphorylation. The record is from RefSeq and is a predicted model, not a curated record.
GUAUAACUAAACAUGACUUUCGUAAGCAAACUGCUAUUCUACAAGGGAACUAAUAACAGUGGAUGCAGUCAUCUCGUUUGUAAUAUUUAAUAACCAUAAGACGUGUUCUGUACAGUAACUGACUUAAACGCACGCCUCUUAAGACUAGGAAAUAUUAAAUGGGACUUGAUUACGUUUAAAGUGACUGAAACAGUGCUUUAAUAAUUCUAUUUGAACGGAGUUUAAACCUUUUAAAUGGUGAGACCUUGAAUGCAGGCAAGCCUGAUAUUAUGAAAAUGCGUGGACUUUGUUAUAACAUUCUAAAUCAUAUUUGGCAGUGGGGAAAUGUCACUAUCGACAUUUAGUGAUACCUUUAUGGUUCUCACACAAUCGGAGCUCCUGUCCACUAUGAUCAGAAAGAUGGUCCGCUACGUGAAGAUACUCACGGUGGUGGCGCUUCCGGUCAUCUUGGUGUUCACAAUCGUCAAUGUCCUGCUCCUCUCGCGUUUAGGCCAUCAUUCUCACGAGACCACGUUAAUCUUGAAGGAGAAAAUCUACAAUAAGGGGAGCGAUGGAUCAAGUUCCAAGGACGCCGCCGCCGCAAUACAGCGAGGACUACAUGCGGGCGCUGGACCGGAAUUCGCGGCUGGUCACGCGAAAGUUGAGGAGGAGAGGGCCAGGGAGCGUUCCGCUGACGGAGAAACUUCCAAGCGUCGUAAGGAGGCUGAUGACGCGCCCGGCGCGAACAUUGUACGAGACGAUCGCGUAGAAAUGAAAGACCAAAGUAUCGACGCGAUGAUACAGAAGUUGAAGUCAAGUAGCUCGGUGCUGUAUUUUUUUCCGAGCUUCUUCUGGAAUUUAACGAUGGCUGAAAUGACGCGAAAGCUCGGCGCCGUUUCCCGGAGGUCAGCAUCGACUUUGGAAGGAUACGACAGUAUUAAACAGAAGCCGGACGACCCUCCGCUGCCGCAUUGGAAGUUGGUGCAUAGAAACAUCCGGCGGUUCUCGCUCUAUGAUCCCGAUGAUCCUAAUUUGGAAGCCCUCAUGUCAGACCUCCGGAAUCUGCCUAUAACGGAAACAGAGGAGAACGAAGGUGGCACGCAGUUCAAACUAAAUGUCCGUUUCAGCGACGGGGGAAGGGCGGUUAUUAAAUUUAUGAGGUACCCGCGAGAGGUUGAGGCGAGCGAGAAUCACUACAUAUUCGACGAUAUCGAACGUCACGUGGCGGAAAUUGCUGCUUUCCAGCUUGACAAGGUCCUAGGAUUCUACAGGGUCCCUCCCACAACUGGUCGUAAAUUCAACAUCACGUCGGAGCUAAAACCCAUCGCGCCGGAUUCCAUGUAUAAGACACUGUUCUACUCGCCAGCGGGCAACCUGUGUUUCUUCGGCAAGUGCGAUUACUACUGCAACAGUGCGCAUGCGUUCUGCGGUCACCCUGACGUCAUCGAGGGUUCCGUGAUGAGUUACCUCCCUUCGCGCAAUAUAGCAACCCGGAAAUCAUGGUAUCAACCUUGGAGACGGUCAUAUAGCAAGUUCCGCAAGGCAUACUGGGAAACGAACGAUGACCUUUGCGACAAGGUGCGCCAAGAUGACCCGUACAACAACGGCAAGAUACUCCUAGAUAUGAUUGACUCCCAUACCUUCGACUUUCUGUCCGGAAACAAGGACCGGCACAGCUUCGCGACGUUCAAAGAAUGGGGAAAUUAUACCUUCCCCAUUAUGUACGAUAAUGGCCGCGGAUUCGGUCGACAAACGUAUGACGCCAUGUCAAUCUUGGCUCCUCUAACACAGUGCUGUAUUAUCCGAAAGUCGACCCUGCUGAAAUACCUAAAACUGUACAUGGGCCCGGAACGUCUUAGCAGCUUAAUGGAAGACGCCCUGAAACCGGAUCCGGUUGCUCCCGUCUUAAUACGGCCGCAUUUAAAUGCAUUGGACAGACGACUGAUCAAAAUACUGCAAGCAGUUGCGAAGUGUAUAGAAGAGAAAGGAGUAAGCGAGGUUGUCCAAUCCGACAAGUUUUAACAAACAUUUAAUGUGAAAGGAGUAAGCGGAUAGUCAAAUCCGACUAGUUUUAACAGAUAUCAAAUAUGAGCGGAUUAUGCGAGGUUUUAAAAUCCGACGCUUUAAAAUAAACAAUUAAUGUGCUCAUUUCUUUGGUUAAUAAUGGCUCCAUUGUUUUGUGAUUCCGAAAGGCAUUUAUUUUGAUUUUCGACGAUUUGAACAACAUUGCAUUUAUUUAAUAUGCACAUAAAUGCAUAUUAGUAUGUGCGUACGUUACCGUUGAUGAUAAGCUGGUUGGUUCGCACUGAAUCGAAGCAAUCAUAUAUAAUGUAACAUAUAUAUAUAUUUAUGUUAUUGCUUGAAACUAUGCAUUUAUAAUUCAUCUUCAAGCCGUCAUAAUGACGUACAUAGUUUACUGUCGCCUGAUCCAUAGAACCAAUCCCUUUGGUGGUUAAAUGGUGUCUCAAUCAUUAAUUAUCUAACUCAGCCUUUUCAAUACAUGUUCUUUCUGUGUAGCUUCCAAUUCUCAUCGGAUAAACUGAACAUUCAAAAUAAAGAGUUUGUUUAUGAGAUACUGGAAAUAUGAACAGAUUGGUGUACUCUGCCAUUACUGAUUGUUUGUUUGGAUUGUUUUUGAUUGCAAUAGAGUUAUGUUGUUUCGUACAGAAAAACAAGCUAGGACAUGUGGGUUGCUUAUUAUUGUCGAUAACCAUGCCACAACCCAUCAAAUAAUUACCUGUAUCGUAUACAAUCUGCAAAACUGUCUUUUUUCAUAUGACUUGCGAGUCUUACCUUAAACUUUUCUUUUCAAAACGUACUAAUAUAAAGCUCGGGCACAGAGCACACACAAAAAUGUAAUUGUAAACGUGGUAUUAUUAUUAUUAGACACAAGUGUCCACAUUUCUGGUGCUGGUUAAUAUGGGUGUCAAUUUAAAAGGAUAGCAGUCAUUAUAAAAAAACGAAUUAGCACUUACGCAUACUCUCAUAUGAACUUAUAGAACUCGUUAAAAAUGCCGUGUCCUGUUUAGCGCACAAAACGUUGACGUCAUGUUAUUAGUCCUAUUUAAAGUAAACGCAAACAGUUUCACAUGUCUCUGUAAUUAGCUUUAUAUAUGGACAUCAUAUUAAACAUGGCCACGGUUAAAAAGAAAAAACCUUGACAUGUUGGUGCUCCCUACAUUCAACAACAAUACACGUGAAUCAUUAUUUUCGGUUGACGCCAUAGUUUACGACAAAAAGUGUUUCCGAUCGAAUUCUUAAAUGUUCCACAAAAUGCUGCCAUUCUGUGUUGGUCCCGCUCAUAAACUUCAUAUUUCGAUAAACAAUUCAAUAAUUGAUAUAUUCAUUUUAAGACCCUAGCCUAUUUCACGUUCUCCGUAAAAGCAAGGUUUAGAUUGGCCCGACUGAAAGGUUCUCAUCAGGUAGCAAUGUUCUGACUGUCCGAUUAAAAGGUUGUCAGAAUGUAGCGAGGUUCUGAUUGGGCGGUUUAGAGGUUGUCAGAAGGUAGCCAUGUUCUGAUUGGGUGGCUUAAAGGUUUUCAUCAGGUUUCAAUGUUCUGACUGUCCGAUUAAAAGGUUGUGAGAAGGUAGCCAUGUUCUGAUUGGGCGGUUUAGAGGUUGUCAGAAGGUAGCCAAGUUAUGAUUGGGCGUCUUAAAGGUUCUCAUUUGGUGUAAAUGUUUUGACUGUCCGAUUAAAAGGUUAUUAGAAGGUAGCCAUGUUCUGUUUGUGCGGCUAAGAGGUUGUCAGAAAUUACCAAAGUUCCUUUUGGCGACUUACAGUUGUCAAAAAGGUGAUAUUAUACUGGUCUUCCUUAAUUACCAUUGCGUUCAGCGUGUGUUUCGAUGUUAUUUUCAUCACAUAAACUAAGAGUUAAUGUUGCUGGCGUAUUGUUUGGUAAAGUAAAUUGUUUUAUUGGAUCGAUUCCAUGAUGAUUUGAUGUUUAUACUAUGAAUAAAUCUUGACGAAUGGUAUGUUAAAUAAUUACGAAUGUUUAUCUUUGAAUGAAUUAAAUAUUAUUCAAUA